CCAAAUGCUGCCCUUGGACACCAGCGCAAUGAUUCUAUCUUUCAAUGACUUUUCAAAGAAUAUUACCAUCCCAUUCCCCAUUCUCGCAGCGGGGAUAGGGAUCUCCAUCAUCCCCGGUUUGAAUAAGACCAACAAAUUCGUCGUUUUCAUUCCUGGAUUUACAACCGACAUUACAUUGCACUCCAUGAAUCUCAUACGCCAGAGCUUUCAGAAUGACACAUACGUCAUGAUCUUACACGACCCAACGUAUACCAACCUUUUCAAUUCCAACAACAUAGUUGCCAACUACGAAAGAGCUGUGCUGUACGCGUGCAGCAUUGGAAAAGGCAUUGCCGAUGUUCUCGUGACCUUGGCUUCCAACGGGAUAUCUCAUAACAAGAUCCACAUCAUUGGUCACAGUUUAGGAGCUCACAUCGCGGGGUGCGCCGGAGAAAGUUUUGAGGAGAAAACUGGAAACAAAAUCGCUAAGAUCUCCGGGGUGGACCCCAUUCAUCCAUGCUUCAACGAAAUAUCCAACCAGUUGAGAUCAGGACAAGCGAAAUUCGUGGACACUUACCGUUGUAACGCUUACGGAUUUGGUGCAGACAAGAGUUUAGUGGAUGCGGUCUUUGUAGUCAACAACGGAAAAACUCAGCCCAACUGCUUGUCGUCUCCCAUCCCAGAUUUGGCAGUGUCCACUGCAGCCGGUCUCUGCAGCCACAUGGCCUGUGAGAACUUUUACUUCAUGACCGUUAGCCAGCCGAAUCUGUUCAAAGCCUACCAGUGUGACAGUUACGAUAAUUUCAAGCAGGGAAAAUGCGCUAAGAACAAACAAACUGUUGCUGGCUACUGGGCUCCUAGUAACGCUACUGGAAUUUACUACACGUCUACUGCUGGGCAUAUGAUAAACCAACUUUAAA
This is a messenger RNA of Aricia agestis (brown argus), 899 nucleotides long. Its product is annotated as pancreatic lipase-related protein 2-like. Gene Ontology annotation, molecular function: lipase activity. NCBI's taxonomy places the organism in Eukaryota, Metazoa, Arthropoda, Insecta, Lepidoptera, Lycaenidae. The transcript has a single exon. The record is from RefSeq and is a predicted model, not a curated record. The coding region runs from base 5 to 898 and encodes 297 amino acids.